This is a messenger RNA of Prosopis cineraria, 1844 nucleotides long. RefSeq lists its product as uncharacterized. The record is from RefSeq and is a predicted model, not a curated record. The transcript has 3 exons. Bases 664 to 1665 code for a protein of 333 amino acids. NCBI's taxonomy places the organism in Eukaryota, Viridiplantae, Streptophyta, Magnoliopsida, Fabales, Fabaceae.
AAUUCAAUAUGUUCUAAUCUAGGUUAAUGAGUGAAAGUGAAUGAGUGGGGAAAAAAACGAGCUGCCGAUUUUUUCUAUUUUUAUUCCCACGCAUUUUUUCCCUUUGGGUUUGGGGUCUCACAUUAUCUGAAAUCUAAAUGGAGAUAAGCCUGUUCCUUCCACAGACAACUGGACCGACCGGCCGCCCUUUGGGUUUGGGGUUGCACCAACCAAAUGAGUUUCUAAUCUUCCUAUGUGAUUUUUCGACGAGGACACAACCAUAGUUAAGACAAUAAUCAAGCACAAAUAAUUAACUCAUAGUUUGACUAUGAAAUAAGAAAAAUUACAGAAAAUAUUUUUUGUUAUUUCAAAUAAUUAUAAAAAGGAAAAUGUUAGGAUGAUAAAAAUAAUAUAUCAAAUAAGUAAAGUGGGAAGCAUUUGACUGAAUUUCGUAUCUCAAUAUUUUAUUUUGUUUCAUUUUUUUAUUUUUUUCACCAGAGGAAAGAAUGAGGAAGGUGCUGCCCGGAGAAUGGGGAAGAAACAGUGAUCGGAAUUGAGGAAGAGAGAAGAACACAAAGGAAAUUCCUCCAUUCCAUUCUUUCUUGCUAAUCGAACUGCUCUUUCCAAUUCCUAAAGCUGAUAAACAUUUCAUAUGGGAUUGGUUCGUUGAUUCGCGAAAUUCAGAUGGAAAGCCAAAGGUGGAAAGAAUACAACGGUGAUAACCAUCGGUUUUUGUCUGAAUAUGAUGAUCUCGUCCUAGAUCGGUGCGUAUCCAAUAGAAAGCAUAGCCCGCCCCUUCCGCCCUCUGCAUUUCCUUCUAGCCUUGGCUACAUCCGACAUCCUGUCUCCAAAAUGGACACUCUCGCUGGAAUCGCAAUCAAGUACGGCGUUGAGGUAUCAGACAUCAAAAAAAUGAAUGGCCUCGUUACAGACCUUCAGAUGUUUGCUCUUAAAACUCUUCACAUCCCACUACGGGGAAGACACCCUCCAUCAGAUGAUUCCACUACUACAGGACACAGGACGCCGGAUGAACUGUUUGAUUUGCAACAUUCUUUGACAACGGAUUCUCCGCUGCGGAAGUCCUCCCCGGGUGGGAACUCUUUGCAAGGUUUCUAUAGAAUUAAACCGAUGGACAAGAAAACCAUAUCCGAUGACUUUCAGAUGGCAGUGAACGGAAAAGGGGCUUCUAAUUUCUCCGAAGAUGUAUCAUCCUCGCAGAACUUAGCUUCGACCCACCAACCUCUGAGUCGUCACCGAAAAUCUAAAAGUCUAGUUGAUAUCAUUUUGAGCGAGAUUGAGGAGCAGCCUGAUAUUUUGCCUGCUACCGAGGAGACGCUCUUGAGGGAGGAUAAUAGCGGCGCCUGUGGGUUUCCAUCAAGAACAGGAAAAGGCCUGGCUCUCAGACAGAAAUCAGCAAGCCGAGCUUCAUUGACCACAGAUUCUGAAGCUAGUGCCUCAAAUUCUGGGCCACUUGCUUUGGAGGACAUUUGCCGAACUGAUAGCCCCUCUGGUGUUAAGAAAUCAUCGAGCACAUCAUGUUUAUAUGACGAGGCUAGAUCCCCAUCUAUCUGGCCAACUUCAAAAUGGAGUUUGAGACCAGAUUUUCAGGCAAAGCCGAAGUUUGAUGGCUUGCCCAAGCCCACAAUUGGUCGAAGAAAUAAAGCUGCAAUCGAUAAACAUAUAUAGUUGCUUGCCACAACAAUUUUGAUUCUUUUAUCAGGCUCCCCAACAUAAGCUACUAUGUUUACGGAUAUGGAGAAGGUAAAUUAGAUUUCCUUUCUUUGGGCACACAGAUUUCCUUUCUUCUUUUACAAGAAUCAAAUAUCACACAUGAAUCUUUCAACAGGUCACUAUUUUUUUUUCCA